Molecule: messenger RNA, 2082 nt
Organism: Capronia epimyces CBS 606.96
Lineage: Eukaryota; Fungi; Ascomycota; Eurotiomycetes; Chaetothyriales; Herpotrichiellaceae
Exons: 7
Coding region: 1-2082 (693 amino acids)
Source: RefSeq, a predicted model, not a curated record
AUGGCACAGCGUACAACGCUAACCUUUGGCGACUCCGGGAUUCGGACAUCUGGAAUCUUCAGUCGUCCAUCUGAUACCCUCACCAGCGCACGCCAGCCGCUGCUCGUCCUGAUCCAUGGCGGGGGCACCAAUGCCUCGUACUUCGACAACGACGAGUUCCAUUCCGUUCCUACGGAUUUCAACAAGCUCGGCUUCGAUGUCUUGAACAUCAACCGCACCGGCUACGGAGGGAACCCGAUCCCCAAUACCGCAACCCCGAUCUUCGAUUCCAUCCCAGUGUAUGCCGACUUCAUUGCCCAUGUCUACCAACUCCACGGCUCUCAGGGCGGUAUCGUCCUCAUCGGCCAUUCACUUGGCGCAGCCAUCUCCCUCAUCAUCGCUGCACAACACGGCAACCGUCUGCCUUUGCUUGGGGUCAGUGCCCUUGGAGUCAUUCCCAGCAAGACCCGGCCCAAGCUCGGCAUUUUUGAAUCUCUCAAGAGCAAUCCGGGCAAUGAAAGAGUUCCACGCACCGGUCCGCCGUCGGCACAGGAUCUGCGUGCGUUUCUGGGCGCCCCAGAGUUCUUUGACCUGGCAAAGGCCCCAGCCACGCUGCCUAUCUUCGAGGAUGCGGUGGUGAAGGAGCUGCUGGAAUGGCUCGAUCCUGCCACUCAGGACAGGCUUAUCACCGAGAUUGGUCCUGCGGUUCAAGUCCCGUUACAAUAUCUGGCCGCCGAGAUUGAGAUAAGUUGGAACAGCCUGGAAGAAGGUCGCCCGAUCUUUGACGAGGCCAAAAAGAUCUUCACCCACGUUCCUCGCUUGGAUAGCGACAUCCUUCUCGGAGGUGGUCAUAAUUACGAAUUCUCCGUGAACUCCCAGAGGCUGCUGGAUCGUCGAGUACAGUUCAUAAGGAGUUUAGUAAGUAGUCCGAGCCCCAGCGAGCACCAUGAUCAUGAUCAUGAUCCUGAUCCCGCUUCAUUCCAGCGAGUGCCUGUCCUCGAUCUCGAUCAAGCCCAGAGCCCAGACACGCGACCAUUGUUUCUGCAGCAGCUUCGGAAUGCACUGCUGCACGUUGGCUUCUUCUAUCUGAAGAACACGGGGAUCUACCAAGAGCUCACGCACGCCCUGAUCUCCAAGACGCGCGAGUUCUUCGAUCUGCCGCUGGAGGAGAAGCUCAAAGUCGAGAUGGUGAACAGCAAGCACUUUCUUGGCUAUGCACGACUGGGGACCGAGAUCACGGCCCAGAAGUCGGACUUUCGCGAGCAGAUUGACUUUGCCACGGAAUUGCCGGCUCCAGGACCGAGCGAGCCGGUCUAUCGUAACCUACGCGGCCCCAACCAGUGGCCGGCUGAGCAUGGAAAUGCAAACUCAAUCCUCGGGUUUCGCGACACUAUCGAACGAUAUCUUUCGCAAGCGACUAAUCUGUCUCAGCAGCUGACCCGGUUGAUUGCCGAGAGCCUCGAGAUCUCGCCCGACUCAUUUGACGGCUUGUUCGACACUCCCAACCACAAUAAGCUGAAGCUGAUCAAAUACCCGCCGCCGAAGCCCGACGACAGAGACGUCCAAGGGGUUGGGCCGCACCAAGACUAUUGUUUCCUGACCCUUCUCCUUCAAGCCUCUGACCAUCGAGGGCUUGAGGUGCAGAACAAAUCAGGGGACUGGAUCCCUGCCUCGCCGAUCCCGGACACUCUGGUCAUCAACAUAGGCCGCGCGCUCGAAGCCGUCACUGGUGGUCUGUGCAAAGCCACCACACAUCGAGUGAACUUGAACGCGGAGAACUUUGUCGAUGGGCACGGUCGUCCACUGGGGCCACGAUACUCCAUGCCCGUGUUUCAGGGCCUGUCGCUCGACUUGUCCGCCAAAGACAUUCGUCUCCAAAUUCCGCAGCAUGUGAAAGACCUGGUGCAAGAUCAGGAGAUUCAGACCAAAGCUGAGAGGACUUUCAACGACAUGUUCCAGAGAAAGCUGGGCGAAGGUACUUUCCUAGCUAGAUUGACUAGUCACAAAGAUGUCGCCCAGCGCUGGUACCCAGAACUCCUACAGGAAGCUUUGCGGGCGCAGCAGGUUUUUAAAGAAAACAAACGUGUCUCGGCUUCAGCAUAG